Messenger RNA from Ananas comosus (pineapple), 1804 nucleotides. RefSeq lists its product as uncharacterized. The record is from RefSeq and is a predicted model, not a curated record. The transcript has 7 exons. Lineage: Eukaryota; Viridiplantae; Streptophyta; Magnoliopsida; Poales; Bromeliaceae. Bases 52 to 1386 code for a protein of 444 amino acids.
GCUCUCUCUCUCUCUCUCUCUCUCUCUCUCUCUCUCCAUUUUCCCACGUAAAUGAGCGCCGCCGCCGUCGCCGCGGCGGCGCCGGAGAUGUUCCCCCGGCGCCACCACUCGCGGCGGAGCACCACCUCCCUCCUCCUCCUCCUCCGCCCACUCCGCGGCGCCACUCCGCCGCUCUCCGCCGCGUCCGCCUCCCUCUUCCGCCGCGGCUCCCGCGACCCCCGCAGGAGCCCCAGACCAUUGCGGAACCGGGGCAGGGAGGCGGAGCCCCCGCACGGCCUCGACGGCGCCGCGGCGGCGCUCGGCCGCCUCCGCCGCCGCUCCGCGGCGGAGAUCCGCCGCUUCAUCGACGAGGGUGCGGAGGCCUACCGCGACCUCCGGAGCGCCGUCCGGGUCGAGCGCGGCAACCGGGUCGUGUUCUCGUGCCGCCGAUCGUCGCUCGUCUUCGUGUCCAACCUGCUCCUCUGGAGCUUCGCGGCCGUUCUCGCGGCUAGGGUUUUGGCGUGGCUGGGGUUAGGGUUUCGGUCCCGGUGGGGUUUCGGGGACUGGGCGGUGGUGAGGAGGGACCGGAGCUUGGGGGGGAGGGAGGUUGUGGUGGGGAAGAGGUAUAGGCGGAGGGAUGCGGAGAGGUGGAAUUCUAGGGUUUCGGUGAACCCCCUUUCGCCAGUAAAGGGCUCUGAGGCGAAGUUUCCGGAGAUCUCCAUUGGAAGGCGAGCUUCGAGGAGGGAGGAGCUGCCGAAAUGGUGGCCGGAGAAGGUCUCUUCUUCUCCGACGAUCACCGUCGGAGAGGAGUUCCAAAGGGAGGCUAAUCGAUUAGUCCGAGCUAUCAUGGAUAAUAGAAUGAGCGGGAAGGAUUUUAAAUAUGAUGAUAUGAUUCAACUUAGGCAGUUGUGCAAAGUUUCUGGUGUAAAGGUCUCCUUUGGAACAGAGAAUGUACGCGAUUCCUUUUAUAGGACAGCAGUAGACUUUGUGCUGGAUGCAUGCAGCAGAGCAGUGCAACCCAUCGACAAAAUCCAAAUAAAUGGUGAGGAGCCAAGGAUAUUCAUCUCUGGGUUGGCUCAUGAUAUUGGACUGCAAAAUACUCGUGCCGCUACUCUUAUACGUGCUGCUGUUGCGGCCCGCACGCGUGCAUGCUUUUUGCAAUGUUGGGCGUUAGAAGUUCAAGGAAAACGAUUCGAAGCGCUAGACGAACUACGAAAAAUCUGUUCAAUCCAUCAAAUUUUCCCUCCAGAAGAACAAUCUCCGGAAAUGGAGAUGGUGGCGAGCGGUCUCAAGAGAAAUUUACGAGAGGAUCAGAGGGAACACUUGUUCUCUCUAUACAGAGGGGUUUGUGAUGCUGGUAAUUUCAUGACAGCAGAAGAAGCUUUGGGUCUGAGACUGGAAAGAUGAUUAGUUGCCGAAACACGUGCGACUUCUCCCGUUAUAUGCUGUGGAGGAUCAUAUUACUACUAUUGCUACAACUUACCGACUGCAAUAUGAUCACCGCCACCUUUGGUCUCCUCUGGCUCAUCUCAUGAAACUGAAAAUGGCUUCCAAUUAUACUUCUGCCGAAACAGGAAGUGCAUAAUUGAUGAUUUGGAUACGAGCUAUAUGGAUUUUGAAACGCAGUUGCCUCGCAUUCCAUAAUUUCUAUUCUUCAAACAACACAAAAUGUAGUCUUGUGAUAUAGAGAUUCCCCAUUCAGUUAACCAUUUUGUUCCUUUCCGUGAUGAGAUGUAAUUCGAGAUCGAUUGAAUCCUUGAUUGUUAUAAUGCUUACUCUGGGUUCUUUUUCAUACUAUAGAGGUGUUUCACUAUUCAGUUGGAAA